Molecule: messenger RNA, 2318 nt
Organism: Pocillopora damicornis (cauliflower coral)
Lineage: Eukaryota; Metazoa; Cnidaria; Anthozoa; Scleractinia; Pocilloporidae
Source: RefSeq, a predicted model, not a curated record
ACGGAUUGUCUGGAAAGCUAUAACGAGAGAGAGCUACUGUGGAAGAUUGUUUACUCGAGGAGAUUUGGAGACAACUAUCGACACUGGGAUGGCCGACAAAGAAACCAAACAAGUGAUUUUAUGACUCAAAGAUAGAAAUCCGAUUGUCCUGGAUAAAGUCUCAUGCUGUUGGAGGUUUUAUGUCAACUCUGUAAAGAAAGUGUGUUUUGAUAUUGAUUGAGCAGCAGGUGAUGAAAAGAUGAAAUGCAAAUUGCUGAAAUUGAAGACGCAAAAAAGAGACGACCGUUCACUAGGCUACCUUUAAAAAUGAACGGGACCAAAAAUUUGGCACGGGACGAAAAUCUGCAAUCAUUUGAUGACCAGGCAUGUUCCCCUUCUUUGGUCGGUGGAUUACAACAACAAUCAAUUAAUUUGUCAGCAGCCAACAUUCUCCUCUCCCUCACAGCAUUUCUUGGAAAUUCUGUCAUCCUUGUUGUCCUUCUUCCUGAGGAAUCUUCCCUUCAUCCUCCGUCCAAACUUUUGUAUCGUUGUCUGGCAACAACUGAUCUGUUGGUUGGCCUGGUAUGCCAGCCUCUCUAUGCUACUUAUUGGAUGUCCGUCUCUUACGAACACUGGAGCCUUUGUAGAUUUGCAUAUGACGCAUUCUCUGCAUCAGCCUAUGCAUUAUGUUCAGUGUCGUUGUUAACGAUGGCGGCCAUAAGCGUGGAUAGACUUCUCGCCUUGUUGUUGGGGCUGAGGUACAGAGUACUCGUAACUUUGAAACGUACUUAUAUUAUUUUAGCUACCUUUUGGGUGUUAUCUGGUUUCACUGCGAUAUGCUACCUUUUAGAUUACCGUAUAGCCACGUGGAAUAGCAUUUUAUUCAUACCAUCGUGCCUAUCUAUCUCACUGGUCUCGUACACAAAGAUUUUCCGCACGCUUAGUCAUCAUCAGGCUCAAGUACAAGAUCACGUUCAACAGCAGCCGAACCAACCAAACGCAUUGAACAUGGCGCGGUACAGGAAGGCAGUGUACAGUGCCUUGUGGGUGCAGUUAGCAUUUGUUAUUUGUUAUGUACCAUUUACUAUAGUGGAAACUGUGAAUGCUUUAAGUAAAACAUAUUCAUCACACUUAGUCAUCAACUGGGGAAUAGCACUUUCCUUUCUCUAUUGUAACUCAACGUUAAACCCGUUUAUUUACUACUGGAGGAUUAGGGAAGUAAGGCGAGCAGUGAAGCAGAAAAUCAGACAAGCCCUUCACUUUUAGUGUUUUCAAAGCUGACUUACAAAGUCGCGGUUAUCAGAUUGAAAUAAAGAGAGCCCGUAAGAAAUUCUAUUUGAAACAAGAAAUGGGAGGCUCAGUAAGCCGUCUUGCAAGCUGUUUUUGAUAUUCUUUAUGAAUUCCUCAUGGAAUCACUUACCAUCUGUUAAGAAGCGAAAGCACUUAUCCUAAAUACGAAAUACACAAUCGAGAAGGAAAACAUAACGGUUUGCAUGCAUGGUCAAGAAGCAAUCGAGAUGUGAGUUAUAUUUUACUUCCCUGUCUAACUUUCUUUUCAAAAUCUCUCGUUUUUCCAAAAUUUAACGUAACUUUUAAAUUCUUUGUGUGUCCUGGAUGAUUAAUUACUUUUCAACUUUUAGUGGGAUAAGUUUCUGCAGAAAUUGUCAUGCUGCGUCAGUGAAGGGUAUUACAAGAUAAUUUGGUUUUAUCGACUGAGUUGAUAAUGUAAAUAAGCCACCAUAAAGGGCUCACUUUUCAAGCCUAAGCCUUUUGUCAGAGCGAGCCAAAUUCUCUUACCUUAAAGGGUACAGGUAACAAUGGAUUCAUGCGUUCAUUAAAAUCUGAAGCACGCGGGAAGUUUUGAGAGCUUGAAAGAUAAGUAAGAGUCGCUAAAGACGUAGUCGAGAGCAACAAGAGGUUCCUAAAUAAUAAAUUUUGUUUAAAAGGCAUAACUUUCAUUCUAUUACAAGGACUAUCGCUCAAGGGAAACGCAAUAAGAAUAAAUCAGUCACUUGCCGAAUACAUGAAAGCUUCCGUGAUACGACAAUAUUUUUCAUGUCUUUCUGCUCAAAAGAUGUUUGAAAAAAAAGAAAUUGUAUCCAGGGUUUAACAGGCUAACUUUAGCAUGUUAUCCAUAAAAACCACUAUGAAUCUGAAACGGAAAUAAAGGAGCUGCAAAACGUAAUUGAUUACACAAACAUCUUAAAAUAAGUUUGCUCCUGUGGCCAUACAUUAAUUUUGAAUAUUUGUAUAGCGAACUCAGAAAAUGUCAUAAUUAAAUUUUUCCCGAGCUAAAUGACAUCACUAGUACGAGUCAUUACACUGUAAAAAAAAUCAUA